AUGGGAAAACAGUACAUUUCCACAGGCACGGCUGCUGAAGCCCAUUCCCUGGAUAUUCUAGAUCUUGUGAUUACCACUCGCUAUACUCUAACUGUAUCGAGUGAUGGGUAUGCUGCAUUUUGGGAUAACAAGCAAGAAGAAAACCAUGAUCCACACCAAUACGUGAAACGAAUUUUAAUCAAUAAAAUGGGGCUACACCACGUCUCCACAUACGAAGCUGUCCUUCCUAGCUCGCACGUAAAGGUAUUGUUGGUGGCAUUUGCUGCUUUUGAUGGCUCUAUCACUUUGAAACUCAUUGUAGGCGAUGACUUUGAGACCUUGAAAGAAAUCCCAGUCCCAGUAGAUUUACGAAAAGAUUGCUGGGGUCCUUGCUUCUACCAAGAUCCUGAAUCCAAACAAGACUACUUUGUCGCGACCAAAAUUGGGAAGGGUGCAAUAGUUUACAGGCUCGAUAUAACUUCCCCAGAUGGUUCGAAUGUUGAGGUGCUGCUUGAUGAGUAUGGUCACCUUGUGGGCAGCAAUGGCGCCUUUCCAAAUUCCAUUGACAUCUCCAAUUCUACAGAGGCCAAGGUUGCGAUAGGGCAUUCUAAUGGCGAUGUUUUGCUCUAUGAUCUCGAAACUUUAAAACCAUACUACACAUUCCGUUCCACUGAUCUUCAGCAAAGUACCACCGGCGCCCAUGGCUCGAGCUCUAUCGCCAGAGUUGUAAAAUUUUCUCCAGGAGGCUCAAUGCUAGCAGUAGCACGGGAUAAUCAGUCGUCAGGAUCCAUAACGCUAUACGAUGUCAAGUAUGGUGAAGAUGUUGGAUCUUUAACAACUCCAUCGCAUUCCUCAAAAACAACCAUUGGUGGGUUCGCCCACGAUGGGUGGGUCAUGGGAUUGUGCUUUGACGAAACUGGAGAUCUCUUGGCCAGUAGUGGCUUCGAUAAGUGUGUGCGGAUCUGGAAUUUGGACACCAGAGAGAGAGAAGCCACUAUUAGCAUAUCAAUUUCCGAUUUGGAGUCCACGGAUGGAAACGAAGAGUUGGAUACCAGCGUGGCGAGUGGUGUCAAGUUUAUCAAAAAAGGUAUCAGAAGUGGCUCAGGAGGAGACACUAAUGAAGGUCUAUGCGUAGUCAGUUUUGACCGUGGCAUUAGAUGGUACCGUGAGGCAGGAGGUAUUUAG
Molecule: messenger RNA, 1164 nt
Organism: Meyerozyma guilliermondii ATCC 6260
Lineage: Eukaryota; Fungi; Ascomycota; Pichiomycetes; Serinales; Debaryomycetaceae
Gene: SKI8
Product: SKI complex subunit WD repeat protein
Exons: 1
Coding region: 1-1164 (387 amino acids)
Cellular component (GO): Cdc73/Paf1 complex
Molecular function (GO): protein binding
Source: RefSeq, a predicted model, not a curated record